Molecule: messenger RNA, 1748 nt
Organism: Lacerta agilis (Sand lizard)
Lineage: Eukaryota; Metazoa; Chordata; Lepidosauria; Squamata; Lacertidae
Gene: YPEL4
Product: yippee like 4
Exons: 6
Coding region: 297-680 (127 amino acids)
Source: RefSeq, a predicted model, not a curated record
AGCAGGAGCAGGAGCAGACACGGACAGGCAGCUCCCCGCCGCCGCCGCGCACACGCGCCCGGGCGCAGGUUUCAAGGAGAGACGAAGUGGACGGGUGAAGUGCGAAAAGCAAGGUGACUCCGCUUUCGGUCUGGUUCUCAUCUGGGGGGGCCCUGGCAGUGCAGCCCCCCCAAACUUCACUUUUCUGAAACACGGCUCUAGCCAACCUGCUUCGCUGUUUCACUUGCGACCGCCUGUGUGGGGGCUGCACAGCGCCGGCUCCCCCCCCUAGACAGGGCAUUGCUCUCCAGCCUGUCAUGCCCAGCUGUGAGCCAGCGCCACCCGCUGCCUGCCUCCCUACCAAGACCUUCCGCAGUUACCUGCCCCGGUGCCACCGAACGUACAGCUGUGUUCACUGCCGGGCACAUCUGGCCAAGCACGAUGAGCUCAUCUCCAAGUCUUUCCAGGGAAGUCAUGGUCGCGCCUAUCUUUUCAAUUCUGUGGUUAAUGUGGGCUGUGGUCCGGCCGAACAACGUCUCUUGCUCACCGGUCUCCAUUCAGUCGCUGACAUUUUCUGCGAAAGCUGCAAGACAACACUGGGCUGGAAAUACGAACAAGCCUUCGAGACCAGCCAGAAGUACAAAGAAGGGAAGUACAUUAUUGAGAUGUCACAUAUGGUGAAGGACAACGGCUGGGACUGAGGGGGACUCUGGGCGCACACCCUCCUGCGUAGCAUGCCUUGCCCUUUCCCAACCCCACAUCCACAGCUGGCAUCCCGGCACAACCAACCCACCCCACCCCUCACCCCAGCCCUCCUGCAUAGCAUCACCCGUGGGAGUGGAGAUACCAGGACCCUUCUCCCAAACCUCUUGUACUUUCUAAGAAUGCUGGAUUCGCAGAGUGGAGGACCCCACCCCUGCCCUUACAGCAGAAGGGGAAGCUCAGAGGGUUCAGGGGACAGUGCUGGGGGUGUUGGAUUGGAUUCCACGUGAUCUAUAUGCUGCCCUCCCCCCCGCUGACAGCGCCUUUCGGGCGGAGCAAGCAGUGGCAUCCAGAACUGCAGGCAGGUUUUGCACUUUUGCAGUCCGUUGCGUAAGACAGAACGCAGUCCUUCCUGGAGCAGGACGGAAAGGGCUGUGGGCACAGGGCAAGCUCUUGAGGAGAUGCCAUGGCUUAGCAGCAAGUGUUGCAUGAAGGAGGUUCUAGGUUCAAUCUCUGGCAUCUCCAGUUGUUGUUUUUUUAAAGAACCUCACGGAACGGCUAGAACAGGCUCUCUGCCCAACGGCCCUGGAUAACUGCUGCCGAUCAAUAUUGACCAGGUUGAGCUAGAAGGGCCAAGAGGGUCUGAGUCAGGAAAAGGCAGCUUUUUAUGCUCUUCUCCUUUCUUGGGAGAAAUAAAAUUUGUGUUUGACAGCCUACCAGUGUUGGGGAGAGGAAAUCCCUCUCAAAGAGGAAACAAAGGGAUCCUAGAGGUAGGGGGGGGGGAGCAGCCCCUCUCCACAUGGAGCCAUGGUAGUUCACAACCCCUUUCACCCCUCCCGUUCCCUGACACUGCCGUGGUGUUUACCCCCCAUGUCUACUCUAUGGAGUCUAUUUCUUUUGUUUUGGGUCGCCGUGUGCUUGUGAACCUUGGGCACCAUGGCUCCCCCACAUCCCCCCACCCCACAUGAAGACAGGAUGGGGGGCAGGUGGGGGUAAAGCCUCAGCACUGUCACCAGCGCAGGAUAUAUUUCUUUUUGUAUAAUAAAGGUGUUUUAUAUUUAAAAAAC